AUGGCUUUUUCGGUCCGAGAAGUCUACUCCGGAAGGACAAUUUUAAUAACGGGAGCCACCGGAUUCCUAGGCAAAGUCAUCGUCGAGAAGCUGCUAUGGACAGUUGAUGACAUCGGAAAAAUUUACUUGGUGAUUAGGCCGAGAAAAGGAAAAGAUUCGCAGGAAAGAUUGAUGUCUCUGAUCAAGGAUCCACUAUUUGGCCGUCUUCACGAAUUUAAACCGCAAGCAUUCGACAAACUCAUUGCAGUCACUGGAGAUAUGAUGGAGGAGAACCUUGGAAUUCAACCACAUGAUUUGAAAGCAAUAUGUGAAGCUGUCAGCAUUGUAAUUCACAGCGCAGCAACUGUAAAAUUCGACGAACAUCUUCGUGAUGCAGUCAAUAUGAAUGUCAAAGGGACCACCAGGAUCAUCGCAUUGUGCCAUAAAAUUAAAAACCUGGCAGCAUUCGUGCAUGUGUCUACCGCUUAUGCAAACUGUGAUCGAUCUGAGACAGAAGAAAUUAUAUACGAUCCACCAGUUCCCCCCGCCAAAUUAAUGGAUGCGCUAACAUGGCUUGAUGAUGAAAGUUUGGGAAAGAUCACUCCAAAGAUUCUCGGAGCUCGACCAAACACCUAUACUUUAACAAAAGCGUUGGCAGAGACCCAACUCAAGAAUGAAGCCGUUGGACUUCCAGUGAUUGUGGUUAGACCAUCCAUUGUCGGGGCAAUGUGGGGUGGACCCCUUCCGGGUUGGACCGACAACAUUAACGGACCGACUGGGAUAUUUGCUGGAGUUGGAAAGGGAGUGUUGACGAACAUGUGUGGAAGCAAUCACUCUAAAGCAGACAUCAUUCCUGUUGACGUUGUUUCCAACAUGAUUAUUGUCUGUGGAGCUCAUAGAGCCUCGAACACGUUCACAAAGAUUCCUAUACUUCACUGCUCUUCCGGCGAGUUGAACCCGUUGUAUUGGGAGACCAUUGUCAUUUUCCUUGAACAGUUCUACCGCACUUACCCUAUGUUGGAAUGUUAUGGUGUUCCGUCAACCGAGUUCCACCAAAAUCGGAAAAUGUUUCUUUUCAACUAUUACUUGAAACAUCAUAUUCCGGCUGUGGUUCUCGACAGGUUAUCUGCUUUGUUUGGAAAGAAGCCGACAAAUGUCCGCCUGUACAAUAAAGUGUGGAAAAUGAUUGAGACAUUGCACUUUUUCACCACUCGCGGAUGGAAUUUCUCUUCACGUGGACUUCCAGAGCUGUACAAUAAGUUAAACGAUGAAGAAAAGAAGAUAUACAACUUCGACAUUCGUGAUCUAGAUUGGGAAUCGUAUUUGUUCGAUUAUGUAAUGGGUAUCAAGAAGUACAUCCUUCACGAGCGACUUGAGUCACUUUUUAAUGCUCGUCGAAACCUCACAAGACUUCGCCUUCAACGCGGUUUCAUGUUUGGCUUGAUAUAUUAUUUCAUCAAUCGAAUUUUUGGCAAGAGAUUAUCAAAAAGGAGCAAGUGGAUAAGCUGGCUGACAGCGAUAGUCGGCACUUAUACCUAUACGGAGGUGAACUUCCGAAGAAAAGUUCACUUGAAGUCAUUGGAAGAGUACAAGAAGAUGAGCGACUACAGACAAUACGUCUAA
Messenger RNA from Caenorhabditis bovis, 1602 nucleotides. NCBI's taxonomy places the organism in Eukaryota, Metazoa, Nematoda, Chromadorea, Rhabditida, Rhabditidae. The record is from the annotation of a GenBank genome assembly.